Messenger RNA from Phalaenopsis equestris, 410 nucleotides. RefSeq names its product oleosin 18 kDa-like. Gene Ontology annotation, cellular component: membrane; monolayer-surrounded lipid storage body. The record is from RefSeq and is a predicted model, not a curated record. Gene Ontology annotation, biological process: seed oilbody biogenesis; response to freezing; lipid storage. NCBI's taxonomy places the organism in Eukaryota, Viridiplantae, Streptophyta, Magnoliopsida, Asparagales, Orchidaceae.
CAUAAACCAUGCGAUCAGACAUCGAGAAUCAAAAAGCGCUUAAGGUGUCGGCUCGCAUGAACAUCCCCAUCCACACGUGUCAUCCCCUUUCCCACACGCGUCGCUCCUCCCCGUCCCCUUAAAACCCUAACCCCCCUUCCCCCUCCUCCCCACAGAUCCCUAACCCUAACCCUAAUGGCCGAUCAGAGAUCCGAUCUCCGCCACACCGGCGAAAACAUCAAGCGUUACUUGCACGACCGAAGCCCGCCGGCUUCUAAAGCCGUGGCGGCCAUCACCCUCUUUCCGUUCGGUGGUUUUCUCCUCACAUUAUCCGCCUUAACGCUCGUCACCACGGUAAUCGGACUGGCGGUGACCGCACCGCUUUUCCUCCUCUUCAGCCCGGUUCUCGUCCCGGCCGCCGCAGUCAUUUC